Prunus persica (peach) is the source of this 849-nucleotide messenger RNA. RefSeq lists its product as uncharacterized. Lineage: Eukaryota; Viridiplantae; Streptophyta; Magnoliopsida; Rosales; Rosaceae. The transcript has a single exon. The record is from RefSeq and is a predicted model, not a curated record. The coding region runs from base 278 to 670 and encodes 130 amino acids.
UAAUAAAACAAGAAAUAAUAUUAUAAGAAAAGAAAAAUCAACGACGACCAACUUCUGAGAUGGAAAUGCAACACUAUUCUAACUGAGGAGGCAAAUACAAUUUACUUCCUAAAAUGCUAGUUUGGCUUAAAGUCGUCGUUCAACAAGAAUAUUUGCUUUUCUUGCAAAGUCUUUAUGCCAAACUCAUGAUGCAAGCAAGGAAGCAAGAAGCAUGAUUUGGAACUAUAGUCCGAAGAAAAGAAGCUUGAUGGAGCCAAAUUGACUCAUCAAACACAUUAUGGAGCCAAAUGCAGGCCAUGACGACUUCUUUGAACGCAUCAACUUACAAGGAAAGAACACCGGGGCAGCAUUUUUCAUACGGCCAGGCACCGGAGCUGAGACGCACUCCGGUGAUUGUUGCUGCAUCAACAUUUAUAUAAACAGCAAUGUUCAGGGAGCUAACAAUUCGUUUCUGGAUGGGAGUUGUGUGAAAAUGAAGGAUCCAGGAGUUCACUUGUUCUUUGGAGACGUGAAGUUGGGUAAGUCUUUUAGAAGAAACAAGAUGAACAGAAGGAGAAGGAGAAAGAAAAAGGAAGGCCCAUCUGCUUCGAAGCAGCAGCUAGGGUCUUGUCCCAUUUUUUUAUUUGUAUUUUUCCCAUUCAUCUUGUUCCUUGCAUUGUUAUGCCCAUGAAAUUGGGAUUUGUAUGCCAACUUUUUUGUUCUUUUGACGACAAAACAAAACAACAGAUUUCGCAGAGCAGAAAAUAUAACUAUUUGUGAAGUGAAACUUAUCCAAACAUCACUUAUCUACAUAUGUGAGUCUUAUCUCUUCUCUUAUAAUAAUAUAAGAAAACUUUCGUAAACGUUAAG